Messenger RNA from Pestalotiopsis fici W106-1, 1617 nucleotides. RefSeq lists its product as uncharacterized. Gene Ontology annotation, molecular function: transmembrane transporter activity. The record is from RefSeq and is a predicted model, not a curated record. Lineage: Eukaryota; Fungi; Ascomycota; Sordariomycetes; Amphisphaeriales; Sporocadaceae. The transcript is spliced from 4 exons. Bases 1 to 1617 code for a protein of 538 amino acids. Gene Ontology annotation, biological process: transmembrane transport.
AUGGAUAUGACUAGCGAUUCCGAUCCAAUAGCAUGGGAAACGGGAGUAACAGAAUCUGAUACAAAAGAAUGGAAGCCGUCGACUCACGAGCUGCUGAUUAUGAUUACGUUGGCCAUCGUCACGUUUAUGAUAUCUCUGGAUGCAUGCGUCGUGGCGACAUCCCUGCACGCCAUCGUCACGGCCCUUGAUGGCAGCACGACCGAGGGCUUCUGGGUUGGCACUUCAUACUUCCUGGCCACAGCGGUCGUCAUGCCAACGAUUGCCGCAGUCAGCGACGUUUUCGGCCGACCCAUUUGCUUGACCGCAUCGCUCGUGGCCUUUACCAUAGGUUCAUUGAUCUGUUGUUUGUCACAGACUAUGGCCAUGCUCUUGGCAGGGCGCACCGUCCAGGGCGUCGGCUGCGGAGGCAUCACCGUCCUCACGAGCAUUAUCUUUACCGAUCUCGUGCCAUUGCGCCAGCGGCCAAAGUGUGAAUCCAGACAAGCCUCCUGGACUAUAGGCAGCAGCGCAGGACCCCUCAUUGGCGGCGCCAUCUCCGAGAAGACGACCUGGCGUUGGAUGUUCUACAUCAUGUUUCCAUUCUGUGGCUACGGCUUGAUUUGCGUCCCAUGGCUCCUGACACUGAAGCCACGAGAAAUGAUAACGACCAGAGAAAAGCUCAGGCGAAUUGAUUGGAUAGGGAGUCUGGCGUUCAUGGUUGGUACAACCUUGUUUCUCAUGGCAAUCUCUUGGGGAGGCACUCAGUUCGCCUGGAACAGCGCAGGAGAACUGCUGCCGCUAUGUCUGGGUCUUGUCGGCAUCGCUGCGACUCUAGUCUGGGGUCGUUAUUUUACUGGCCGGCCUCUCCUGAAUACUGCACUGUUCUCAAGUGCAAGCGCCACCUUUUGUUAUAUAUGUGGAGGGAUACAAGGUCUUGUGUUGUUUGGAGAACUCUACUAUAUUCCAUUUUAUUUCAUCGCGGUCAAGGGUUUCAGUCCCAUCUACUCGGGUGUGGCCUUGCUUCCCGUGAUGCUAAUGGCAGCUCCAUCCGCCAUCGUCACAGGAGCCAUAGUCACACGGACGAAUAGGUACCAAGAAAUUGUAUGGUCAGGUUGGAUACUAACCACGCUUGCUUCGGGCUUGAUGAUACGUUGGGAUGCGGACACGACGACGCCUGUAUGGGUAGUCAAUAUCGUCCUUCUUGGCUUGGGCCAGGGCGCCAUCGCAACCGCACAAAAUUUCGCGACACAGGCUCUCUGUCGUCCCGGUCUCGAGGCCGAUGCAGCAUCUGUCUACAUCUUUGCCAGACACUUUGGCGUGGCCGUUGGACUGGGCGUCAGUGGAACGACGUUCCAAAACAUCAUGGCCAUGAAGCUGGAAUGGGAAGGGCUACCAAGGUAUAUUGCGAGCCAAGCCGAGGCCUUUGUUGAUUACUUCCACAGCUUGCCUACAGACGCACCUCCCAGAGAGGCUGCAAUCAAAAGUUAUGUGUUUGGCCUCCAGGGUGUAUACGCAUUCUACACGGGCAUAUCUGGGCUGGCCCUUUUGCUUAGCCUUUUUAUCAGACGGUCCACCAUGGACAAGACGCUGAGUAGAGAUCAUGAGUUGCGUGCGGUCGGGGGCCGUCGUCAAUCGUGA